CGGCGGCGGCAAGGCAAACCCACGGCCGCUCCGCCGCAGAGGGGUCAACGUGAAGCGGAAGGCGGCCCUGAGGAGGAAGCACCUGCCUCCCCGCGACGGGGAAAAGCGGCCGCCUCCGGCCCGGAGCUCGGCGCCGGUGGCGGGGGAUUACAGGGAGGAGGACGCGAUCGCCGUGCACCGUCGGGUCUGGGAGAGGAGAUGGGCCGGCAAUUUCGGCUCCUUCGACGACGAAACGGGUAUCGGUCCCAUGUGCUACACAUCCGCACCGCCCACCCCGGAAUACCUUUUCAGAGAACAGGCCGUGCAGAUCUUCUCCAUCAGGGUCAGGGCCCCAACAGAUGGUCUCAAGUGGCCACUGCAUGUCCAUGGCUAUGUCGCCACCAGAGACUCGAUGGAUCGCAAUCGCAACUAUCUCUUUAGGCGCGCAAGGGAUAACUGCCAAACCCUCACGCAAAACGAUCCAUUCUUGCUGUUAACAGGCCCAUCCCGCGCGGUAGUGUUCCUCGAUCCGAUCACGUUCGAAGUCCAGCUAAAAGUGAAGGGAAAAGGGGAGUCCGAAGACGAAAUGCUGGCUUUUGCUGUCUUCUACUACGGCGACGGGAAUGCUUGUGCACGCAAGCUCUCCAUGUCCAUCCCCCACAACCGCUGCACGCUCGAGUACGAAGUGGCGCUGCGGCCGCGCUCGGUCGAGGCCACCAUCAGCGUCAAGAUCGUCGAAGGGUCAUGGCCGGAGAACCACCGAGGACAGGUUGUCGCCCUCACCUCCGGCGUAGACGGGGAGGUCGUCUUGCUUCGUUCUGGAGACAGAGAACUGCCCGUCGGUUCGGACGGCGCGAUCGAGCUCUCGAGGCGGGUUGUUUCUGUAGAUCUAAGAGAGAAACUGGUGGUUGCUGUGGACGCCUCUCUGUCCGGUUUCCUUGCGCGGGGUACAGCUGAGUUCAAGCCGGAGAACUAUGGCACGAGCCACGGCGUGUGCGACCUCGGUUCCUGCAAGAUUCAAGUCGCCGUUGCUUGGUCCCUUUUCGUUAUUGUUUUGGGAAGAUAGAUAGACCGUGUUGGGUAGUGUUUGGUGGUUGCCUGUUUAGCGAUUUUCAGUGGUAGCAUCCCUGAAGCUGUUGAACUGUUUCUGUAUGGUCAUGUCAUGAUGCCUUUUCGUGGCACUCAGCUUGUUAUGUGUUUGCUCAGAUGUUAUGGCACUCAAUUUGUAAUUUUAUACCCUAGGAAUGCAUGGUUUCUAAAAGAAGAAGGUAUAUUUCUGCACAAAUUAGCACAUGUAUAUU
Messenger RNA from Triticum aestivum (bread wheat), 1280 nucleotides. RefSeq lists its product as uncharacterized. The record is from RefSeq and is a predicted model, not a curated record. Lineage: Eukaryota; Viridiplantae; Streptophyta; Magnoliopsida; Poales; Poaceae.